Messenger RNA from Pelobates fuscus (common spadefoot toad), 548 nucleotides. RefSeq names its product INTS3 and NABP interacting protein (gene INIP). The coding region runs from base 31 to 357 and encodes 108 amino acids. Gene Ontology annotation, biological process: DNA repair. The transcript has 4 exons. Gene Ontology annotation, cellular component: SOSS complex; nucleus; nucleoplasm. NCBI's taxonomy places the organism in Eukaryota, Metazoa, Chordata, Amphibia, Anura, Pelobatidae. The record is from RefSeq and is a predicted model, not a curated record.
UCCCCCUCCACUCUCAGGGGGAGGAGCAACAUGGCGGCACCUCCACCACCACCACCACCGGCUGCGGGUUUUCCAAACAGAAACAGAGUUGCGAUUUUAGCAGAAUUAGACAAAGAGAAGAAAAAACUUUUAAUGCAAAACCAGUCUUCAACCAACAACCCAGGUGCCAGCAUCGCACUUUCAAGGCCUAAUGUAAACAAAGAUAUCCGUGACCAUGCUGAGCAGCAACACAUAGCAGCACAGCAGAAAGCUGCACUUCAGCAUGCUCACGCUCAUUCAUCUGGAUACUUCAUAACCCAAGACUCUGCAUUUGGAAACCUGAUUCUCCCAGUAAUACCACGUCUUGAUGCAGAAUAAUAGACUACAGUGCCCUUCUUCCAGCUGUACAUACUGCCUUAAGGAAGCUAUUUAAAAGUGAACCUUCUUGUCCUGUAUCUUUCUUACAUAUUAUUUUGCUAUUUUUUUUAACACAUUCUGUCAAUGUUUAAUGUGAACAUCUGCUGAUAAAGCAUCAGUAAGAGAGAGGAAUCAUUAAACUAUCACGCACA